Molecule: messenger RNA, 231 nt
Organism: Lachnellula hyalina
Lineage: Eukaryota; Fungi; Ascomycota; Leotiomycetes; Helotiales; Lachnaceae
Exons: 2
Coding region: 1-231 (76 amino acids)
Source: RefSeq, a predicted model, not a curated record
AUGAUUGUGCAUCCGAAAGAUAUCAGAGAGAGUCCGGAUGAGGCGUCUCGUAAACGGAAAGCCCAUAAGAAGUCGCGACGAGGCUGUCGGAACUGCAAGUUGCGUCGAGUUAAAUUGUUGGAGAAGCGUUACGAUCUCCAACUUUUCAUUGGCGAGAAGAACCUUGAAAAGUAUUCGGAAUGGCUAUUCUCGGCCACAUCAGUUGGUUUUGAUUUCCACAGCGCUGGAUAA